GAGUGUUCCUUUAAAUCCAGUCAUGCAGCAGGUUCUUUUGCCACUCCGGCGGGAAAGUGACGUCGAUGCACACCCUCUAUAGACUUCUUUAAGGUCUUUCGACACAUCCGCGAACAGUCAUCUCCAAUAUUUUGUUUAUUUGUAAGGGCCCAUUUCGUAAGGGAAACUUCCUUUUAAUGUCUUCAUCCAUAUUUUUUUUUUUUUACAUUUUCGCUUCUUCCUGACAGGCUCUUCUUUCCAUCCAUCCUGUUCUUUUUGUUAACACGUCAUGCGCUGUAUUUUGAAGUGACGAGAGAGCGUGCUCACAUUCACUUCUUACAUUCUGUAAUUAACAGAUUUAAAUUGUAUUUUACUACAAUAUUAUUAGUGAGCGUGUUCGUAUGUAAAAGAAAAUCACACACACACACACACAAAAAAAAAAAAAAAAAAAAAAAAUCCAAAGUCGUGAUUUGGGGCCCCCUAGCGUCCUGGGCCCAUAUGCCUGUCAUAUUCUGCACCCCCUCCCCCUAACGCCGCCUCUGUGUGGUCUACUGGACAUAGACAAGACCGCAAGUGUGGGUAUUUUGACAGGGCAUUGGUGAGGCUCUGGGAUGACAAACACUAAGGAGAUUCAGCGGAACACAAAUCCCAAUCAUAAGCUUUAUUACAUUCAUUUUCUUCACAGCUCUACAGAAACAUACGGAACAUGUUACUGCUCUUCCUAAUCUUAAUAAAAGGUGUGUCUGGUGAAUCUGAGACGGUGUCAGUGAUGGAGGGAGAUUCUGUCACUGAGUAAACUCUGACCUCACCAAAAUAGUGAACAAAGAUACGAUACUGUGGAUGUUUGGACCUAAAGACUCUCUCAUAGCUCAAAUAGGGAGAACGGCCGAUUUGACCUCAUCUUCAGUCACUGACGAUGUGGCAUUCAGAGGAAGACUACAAGUGAACCAAGAAACUGGAUCUCUCACCAUCAGAAACACCAGAAUCAAACACUCGGGACAAUAUAAACUCACCGUCUCGAGAGAACAGACAUGGAUCAAGAUAUUCAAUGUUACUGUACAAGUUGUGGAUGAUGAGACGGAUGGAGUGAAGUCGGAGUCAGUAUCAGUGACAGAGGGACAGUCCGUAACUCUACACGCCGAUUCUGAAGCACACAAAGAUGCUCUGAUGUUGUGGAGGUUUGGAGAUAAAGGCAUCCUCCUGGCUAAAAUUGAUUUAGAAACAAAUAAUAUGUCAUUGAAUGAAGCUGAUGAGAGAUUCAAAGACAGACUUGAGCUGGAUAAUCAGACUGGAUCUCUGAUCAUCACGAACACCAGAACUGAACAUGCUGGACUGUAUGAAGUACAGAUGAGAGGCAGUGAGAGCUCACAGCGAUUCCUUCUUUCUGUCAACACCGUUACAGAUCCAGGUCUUUCUCCGGGUGCUAUAGCAGGGAUAUGUGUUGGUUUUUGUGUUGCUGUUCUGCUUCUGGUUGCAGUUGUGAUUUACUAUCGACGAACAAUCUCCAAAUUACAACAAAUUGAGAUGAAAAUGUCAGCGAUGGAGGGAGAAUCUCCAACUCUACGCACUGAUCUUACUGAACCACAUGAUGAAAACAUACAGUGGUGGUAUGAAGAUGAAACCAAUCUCAUAGCUGAAGUAAGUGAAGAGAAGAGUAAGACACAUGAUGGUGCUGAUGGGAGAUUCAGAAGCAAACUGAGGCUUUAUGAUUCUGGAAAUCUCACCAUCAGUAACAUAAGGACCAUUCACUCCGGACUCUAUAUACUCAAGAUCAGCGGCAACAGAAGAACCGAAUACAAGAGAGUCAUUCUGACUGUUGAUGUAAUGAAAGUGCCGGUGACGGCGGGAGGUUCCGUCCUUCUCCAGAAUGAUGCUGAAAUUCAGACGGAUUCUCUGUUGCUGUGGACGUUAGGAGCUGAAAACAGUCUCGUUGCUACAAAUGCUACAAGCAUAAAUAAAACCGAUGAGAGAUUCACAGACCGAGUGGAGCUGGAUGAGAAUACUGGAUCUCUAAUGGUCAGGAACAUCAGAGCUGAAGACUCUGGACAUUAUAAACUACAGAUCAUCAACAGGGAACAGACCACAUUCAGGAGAUUCAAUGUGACGGUCACUGAAUCCUCAGGAAACACUGUGAAUGAAUCGGUGACUGUAAUGAGCCCGCUGUUGAAAGAAAAGAAUGUGAAUGGAGAGAACCAUCAGACGACUUCCCUUUAAUGAGAUUAGACACGCCCACCACUGUCAAUCACUGUGACAUCAUCAACACAUUUCUGCUUUUAUCAAAGUGAGAAAUGAACCCUUGUCUGCUGAGCUGUGAACUUGUGAACUUGGUUUUAUAUGAAAAGGGAAACAAGUUGGUGAAAUGCAGAAUUCAUUUUCUAUGAUCAAGUAGGUGGGAAUUAAACAGAACUAAAGGCAGCGGUGUGUUUAAAGCUGUGUUUACGCCAUAUCGUAAUUACAUUAAUUACGAGAUUCUGGCUUGAAAAAAGCGUUUACAUCCUCGUAGAGUUACAGUUUGUAAGCUGGGAGUUUCCUGAAAGCUCCCAGAUGUACCAAGUGCCAUAGAAACACAUAAUUCCCAGUCCGAGGACGGGAACAGCUCCCGAAUAUAACCUCACGUGUUGUCACCUCAGUAUUACGGUAAUUACACGGUGCCGUGAAUGCAGCGUAACCAGACACUAAUGUUACUGCUGAAGAGCUUGUAAGGAACCCCGCAUCGGCCCAAAAACGGAAUCCGACGGCCCGGGCGAAGGUUAACGCGUGUAUGUCUUUUCAGCGCAUCUGUGAAGUUCACUUAAUUUCACUCGUUUAAUCUGACUCCAAUUUUAAAUGAUUAUUACUCUUAGGUUUUGUUCCCAAUUGGAAAUUAAUCAUUUGUUAUGUAUUAAUUUUGAUUUUUGAUUAUUCUGGGUAUCUCAUAAUUCCAAUUAUUCGUUCAUUACGGUCUCAUCAUCGCUUAGAGAAAUUCACAUCGGCCGGCUGCGUUCUCACGGACAUAAAUUCGCCAGUUUAUGACCUAGUCAGAGGAUGCAGAGUUAACUAAUGCAUUUGAGUCGAACCGCCACAUGCUUGUUCAUACAAAAAUACAGUUUUCUUAGUCACGAUACUGCAACUUGCUAAUUCAAUAACAGACAAACUCAAAAAGUCCCAUGAUGUGCCAAUAUGCUCCUUUCAUGGGGCUCUCUGGCUUGGCCUGUCCUGACGCAGAUUUACGGAAAUGACGGACUCCAUAAUCUACUGGUCAUAAUGAUUUCAGAAGAAUCCAGAGUAAAUCAAAUAUAACAUUUUAUUUGUCAAGUAAAAAUGUAUGUCAAUUUCAUAGUUGGACAAUUAAAAGCCAAUUCAGAAAUAAUAAAUGCAUAACAUCAACUGAAAUGCACAUGCACACAGUGGUGGAUUAGUGUUUGAAGACACUUGUCCACCACUGUGUGGGGGCUUCUGGCUACAGAAAAUCCCCCCUGACUGCUUUGCACUUUACCUUAUAUACCAAGACCAGAACAAAAGGAUUGUAAAUUUUUAUUACACCAACACCUGUUUUGGGGGGAGAGGAGUGGGUUUUCACAAGUGACACCACCCAAAAGGAGGACAGAAUUCUCCUUAGUUUUCAAUCUUCUUCAUAAUACCAGUGACUGCUGUGAAAUUGAGACCAUUUUACCAAUCGCACUGAGACAUUUAAAAUGAUACCAAACAUGAAAGGAAUAAACAAUAGAUACACCAGAUACAUUAUACUUCUUGGAGAACUUUCAGUGACUUGAGUCAGGGGGAAAGGAAGGAGGGUGUGUGUGUUUUUGGGGGAGGGCUAUUGCAUCCUGUAGAUGUGUGAGGGCAAGGCGUUGUCCUAUGCUAUUUCUUUGAGAUCUUCUCUCCAGAUAAGCUUUAUUGCUUUAUUGCAGGGUGCUUGAUCUCAGUUUUUGUCUUAGCAGGAAAAUCAAGUCUUACAGUUCCGCCCCUGGCCCCUUGGGGCAAAUUCCGAUCAGUCCUGAGGGGCCACUUUUGGACAUUUCCUGCUUCCAUAUAUUGGGUGUUGUUUUCAGUGUUCAUAGGCUGGCACUUAGCAGCACCAGUCGAUGGGUGCAGGAGUCAAGUCGUCACCUGAAAUAACAACAUUAAGGCAGGUUGAACAUUAAGAUGAAAGUACUGCAGAAUGCAUCUCUGUGACACACAGUCCCUUUAGGUGUGGGUAUACUGCGGUGAGUGGAUGCUGCAGCAGCUGGACAUGAUGUCUGCGAUCCUCUUGGUCAGGUUUGUUUCCACCUGCACUUGGCUGUGGUGGUAUUCUGUCUGUAGAAUGACUGGUUGUACCAAGUCUGUUGUGUUGGUCAGCAUGAGCAGAACGUGUCAGGAAAGUCUCAUUACACUUUACGGAAGCAUCUGUGUCCGCCCCAGGUUUAAUUGAUCCUGUGAGAAGUCCUCGGUUACCUUCAAGUAGAAGGUUUCGUUGCCGGGCAGGUCAAAUGUCCAUGGGUGAAGGAUUCAUUUCACUGAUGAUGCUCCAUUGCGUGCAGGACACCUGAACAACUUUUGGAUGAUCAUGCAAUACUUGAACACUAAUGAAUUUGAUAUUAUUGUAAGAUGAGAAAAAGGGCUGUUGGAAAACAGAAUAACACCAAAUAACACAUGAUGAACAUGUCAAAAGUGCGAAUGGUAAACAAGGUCUCCUUUUCAGAGUCCUAUCUUUAGUGAGCAGGUCUCAUUCUAAUCACCAGAUUCUUCACUAUCACUGUGAUAUGAUAGUGGAAUUUAGACUUGGUCUGGAUGAGUUAAAGGAAAGUAGCAAAGAGUCGAAAUAACUAGUAUAUUUACCAGUGGUAUGCAUAAUUAAAUAUAUCACAUACUUAAACAUAGAAAUACACAAUUUCAUAAUUACAAUUAUAAAACUGUCUAUAAUAGUUGUUUUAACUGCAAAUCCUUAAUGCAAAACUAAGGUUUCAAUCAAGUCAAUUAGAGAAUGGAAUUUACUGAAACAGAGAUUUGAAAUCUCUUGUUUAGCUUUUACAACCAUCAUCUGUGCAUUUGAUGUGCAGGCUAAGUCACACUCAAGAAUACAGGUCUGACUGGAAAUUAUGUAACAGAUUGACAGAAAUGCCUGCAUUUCAGUUCUAACUGUUUAGUCAAAUUUGUCAUUAGUCAUAUGUUGUAAACUAGGGGGCCCUCCUAGUUUGCAACAAUGCCAAGGACUGGACAUAAUAACCAUUUUGUCUAAAGAGACCAGAUGCAUUACUGAAUAGGUCUCAUUUAGAUUUGGAAUUUGGAAUUUGAAUGAUCAGAAAUUCUAUUAAUUGAUGUGUGACUAAAGCCAUGCACAUGUCCUGCAUAUUACAGUGUUUCCAUAACACCUUAAAAUUGACACAAUUAAAAAGAAAAGAAAUUAUGGCAAUAAUUUCUCUUGUCCUAUAUGUAUGAAGGUGAAUGAUGUAUGCUAAAUUUGCAUUAUGUGAAAAAUUUUAGCCUGGAUAGUCUUAUGAUCUAUGCCAGGUGGAGAUGUUGUGCAUUUGUAGUAGGGUGUGUGUUCUGUAUGUUUGUGUAGAAGAUGGGUGGUGUCUAUCCUACCAUGAUUUGUGUUGCAUAAUUUAGUUCCAGUUCUACACUGGGAGGCCAUGUAUCUAUGAGUGCAAUGAGGUUUGAAUGGCCUCUUGAAGUUUCUACACACCCAUCUUCUGCAAGUAAAGUUGUGUCCUGGCUAAAUGCAGGUGGGACCAGAUACCCUUGUGGAAUCUGGCCCUAAAAAUGGCAGCUGUCAGUCUGAAAGGGAAACAGACACACAGAAAAAACAGUUGAUCUUGAACCUUUAAACAAAUUGCAUUAAGAUAGAUGGUGCCAUCUUAAUUUUCUUGAAUGGUCUUAUCCAGACAGCUGUUGCGGAUGGCUUUAAUCUGUUAAGAUUUUAUGCCAUUAGAAGAAAAUUUUUUUUAGUUUACAAAUUCAUAGAUCAUUAUUAUGAUUAUGUUUCUGCAAAGGAAAAGGCCAGAUAAACUGAGUGUUAUUGGUCAGAUCUGACUGCUGGUUUUUAAGCAUUGUCAGAGAAUCUUGCACCUUGAGUUGCUGUUGCAGCUGUGCUUACACAGUCUGUUGUGUUGUGAGGAUUAUGACACCCGGGUCUCCUGGGGGAAUCUCACACUAGCCAGAUCUGUGAUUAGGGCACCAGAUCACCAUUUGUGGUGUUGUGCUGUUUGUUUAACAAUUGGUAUUUAUGGUGCCAUUCAAAUACUUGACCAUUUGGACCUCUGUGGUCUGUAAAAACAGAAGAGUUUCUGCCUGAUAUUACCAUUUCACGCAACUUUAAUUACAUGUCCAGUAAAAUAACUUCCCUGAUCGGAUCCCAUAUGAUCUAGCGCUCCCAGAGAGGAGUUUGCUAACACUUGUCCACUUUGUUUGUGGUUUUGUUGCAAAGGAAAAUCAAAACUUGUACCUCCCCUUGUCACUGAUCAAUAGAAUCAAGUUUUAAAUCAUGUUUAGAUCUUGAAUGGAUUUAGCCUAUUCAAGAUAUGACAAUCAGGUUGAUCGUUUUAGUUAAUAAAUACUGGGCGUUGUAAUUUUUCUCAUUAAAGAUUCUUGCACAGAUAGAAGAUAAAGAAGUUAUUUCUCAUUAAUUUGAUUUCUUCCUUCCAUUUUUCUUUCCUAACAACUUAUUUAAUGCAAUUGUGAAGCACAUUGUAGCCUUAUGGCAAUUCUAUGCUCCUGUACAUGGUGUAACUGCAGCUAUAUGAAAGAUAGCUGAGUGAUCCACUCAGGAGACAAACAAAUUCAACAUAGACACACAUACAACUUGAAAUUGUUGUACAAUUUUAGUACUACAGUUAUUCCAACUUACACAAGACACAUGGUCUAGAAUGCAUAGCAUCUACAACCUUAAACCUAAGUGUGUCACGCAUCGCUUACAGUAAAGCAGUCUUAGUUUUAAAGAAUAAACUCAACUAGUCUAGGUGCACAUAUAGUAGCACAAACAACUAGAAUGUGUGUUCUAUGAGAACAAUGUGUCUAACACAAUUACAAAUUUGAAUCCUUCCAUUGAUUCCUUAUAAUUCUUCCAGCACUGAUAGUGCUCCCAACUUCUGUCUACAUUCUGGUUCCACCUUACUACAUUCUAAUUCCUUCUGCUCUUCUCCAAAACUCUUUCUCCCAUACCAUUGCUUGAAUCAUCAUGAGAUUAAAGGCCAUUCCUGGCCAUUAUAAUAUAAUAUAUAUCAUAAUGUGAUUAUAAUAUCAAUUAUAUUAUAUUAAAAUAGUAUAAAUUAAAAAUAAUUUUAUUUGCUGGUCUCAAGAGGGUCAGAGUGAUUUGUUAUCACCUCACUGAUCUUUCAGAAGGCAUUUGGCCCUGCAGCUACAGCUGUGAUUGCACUGCAUUGUGUUCACAGCAACAAGACAAACUGGAAACCAGUUCUAGACUUUGAUGCUGUGAAUAUUGGGUCAAAUCAUUGCUCAAUUCAUUUAAGAUUUUUGUGACUACAAUAUAAAAUUGGACACAAUUUUCUUAUUUUUGGACUAAGAUGUAAUCAAUUACAUUCUUCUGAGAAUCUAUUUGGAUAUGAAAAGAAAGGUUGGACAAACACAGGUCUGAUUGAGAGUACAAAGAUUAAUUUUUGGUCUGUUUGUUUUUUCAGUUUCUUUUGAGACACUGAACAACAUACAAGAGUGCAGUCAUUUUAAAUAAGACCAAGGUAAAAGAUAUGUUUUAUAAGACUGAGCCUUAAACAGUGCUGUUUACACCAUUUGUGACAUCAGUCGUAAACCUUCUUAGCACCUCUUGAACAAUUUCAAAGUAUAGUGAUGUAAUUCACCUUAUUCGUUGGCAAAAUUUCUUUUAUGAAACAAAGACAAGCUGAGCAUGUCCUCUGAAUGGGUGAAACCCUCAGGCUCGGCUACAAGCUUCUCAUUGACAUCAUAAUUAUCAUUAUGUACAUCAGUUUUAACAUUUAGUGUAUUUUCCCAGUUGCAGUCUCUAGGACUUCUGCAUGGCAGCAGUUCUCCAGGACUGAGACAAAAUUUCAACCAAAUCUUUUCUUUUGAAAAUUUUUAGUUUCACUACUCUGUUUUGUCCAGCUUUACAUUUCACACACAAAGGAUUACAGUGAGAGAUUUUGUUCCUUGUUCUAUUUUGGUUUAUCCAAUCACAAGAUUUUUCACAAGUUAACGUGACCAUUUGCUUAUUUUCAAUGUUGCAACGUUGUUACAGCAAAGCAAAUAAACAUGUUGCUGGGCAUUCUUUACCUCAGAAUUUAGGUUUUAAUUUACAGCCCUCUGUUGAAUACCAGAAUAAAAUUUGGAUUAUGUUAUUCCAAUUUAAGGUUAAUCUCUUGUUGCGUAGGCAAACAAGGAGAUCUUCAAAGUUAAAGCAAGGGAUAUCAUUCCUCAUCUACGCUGCCGCUAUCAUGUCCCUGAUAAGAUGUGGUUGUCUAAUUCUCCAGCCCCACCGGAUUUCGGUCUCCGGUCUUAAUAUGGGUAUGCCGACCCAUUCUACAAAUGCGUCUAUAUGGGAUGCGUCUAUCUUUCCCUCAACACUUCUAAAAGGCAAAUAAGAAUGGACUUACCACAACAGCUGAAGAAAGAAGAAGAUCAAACCUUGCUUGUUGCAAAUCCCAAUUUUCCGCUGAAAAGACACUCGCCAACAGGAUAUGGAAGAUCACGGAGGUAAUGUCACCACUUUGUAAGGAACCCCGCAUCGGCCCAAAAACGGAAUCCGACGGCCCGGGCGAAGGUUAACGCGUGUAUGUCUUUUCAGCGCAUCUGUGAAGUUCACUUAAUUUCACUCGUUCAAUCUGACUCCAAUUUUAAAUGAUUAUUACUCUUAGGUUUUGUUCCCAAUUGGAAAUUAAUCAUUUGUUAUGUAUUAAUUUUGAUUUUUGAUUAUUCUGGGUAUCUCAUAAUUCCAAUUAUUCGUUCAUUACGGUCUCAUCAUCGCUUAGAGAAAUUCACAUCGGCCGGCUGCGUUCUCACGGACAUAAAUUCGCCAGUUUAUGACCUAGUCAGAGGAUGCAGAGUUAACUAAUGCAUUUGAGUCGAACCGCCACAUGCUUGUUCAUACAAAAAUACAGUUUUCUUAGUCACGAUACUGCAACUUGCUAAUUCAAUAACAGACAAACUCAAAAAGCCCCAUGAUGUGCCAAUAUGCUCCUUUCAUGGGGCUCUCUGGCUUGGCCUGUCCUGACGCAGAUUUACGGAAAUGACGGACUCCAUAAUCUACUGGUCAUAAUGAUUUCAGAAGAAUCCAGAGUAAAUCAAAUAUAACAUUUUAUUUGUCAAGUAAAAAUGUAUGUCAAUUUCAUAGUUGGACAAUUAAAAGCCAAUUCAGAAAUAAUAAAUGCAUAACAUCAAUUGAAAUGCACAUGCACACAGUGGUGGAUUAGUGUUUGAAGACACUUGUCCACCACUGUGUGGGGGCUUCUGGCUACAGAAGAUCCCCCCUGACUGCUUUGCACUUUACCUUAUAUACCAAGACCAGAACAAAAGGAUUGUAAAUUUUUAUUACACCAACACCUGUUUUGGGGGGAGAGGAGUGGGUUUUCACAAGUGACACCACCCAAAAGGAGGACAGAAUUUUCCUUAGUUUUCAAUCUUCUUCAUAAUACCAGUGACUGCUGUGAAAUUGAGACCAUUUUACCAAUCGCACUGAGACAUUUAAAAUGAUACCAAACAUGAAAGGAAUAAACAAUAGAUACACCAGAUACAUUAUACUUCUUGGAGAACUUUCAGUGACUUGAGUCAGGGGGAAAGGAAGGAGGGUGUGUGUGUUUUUGGGGGGAGGGCUAUUGCAUCCUGUAGAUGUGUGAGGGCAAGGCGUUGUCCUAUGCUAUUUCUUUGAGAUCUUCUCUCCAGAUAAGCUUUAUUGCUUUAUUGCAGGGUGCUUGAUCUCAGUUUUUGUCUUAGCAGGAAAAUCAAGUCUUACAAGCUACUUGAAAUGAACCAUGGUACUACAAUUACAAAUAGGGAUGAAAUUAUUACUGGUUUGAUAAAUCAUGAUAAAAUUCCCCACGUUCAGUAUUACCCUUUCAUUUUUUAAUUAUUAUUAAAACUGUAUUACCGUGAUUUGAACAACUCAAUUAAAUACUGUCCAGCAUUAUUAAGCGACAGUCUCACGCAUGCGCACAGAGUAGUUUAGUUCUGUCUGAGAACAUGGCAGAAAGCUGAGAGGUUUUAAAAGUUUGCCAAGAGAAAUUAUAUGAUUGUAUAUAUUAUGAAUUAAUUAAUUAUAUGAAUGUACCUCUGAAGGUUCUGACUGUCUUUAGAAAAGUUGAUGGCAUUUGGUUUUCAUCUUCACUCCAUGUAUUGCCUAAAAAGUAGUGUUUAUAAUCGCAAUGCUUCUUUGUUUGAAUUACGGAGGUUAACGUUACCCAACCCCACAGUCUGCUUUCGUCGCCACUAGUUUGUCGGCGUCAGCUUGGUGUGUUCCGGCCUUUAGGGACACAAAACUUCCCAACACCUCCUAUCCAGGAGUAUCUCUCUCUCUGUAUAUUCAACACUAUACUUAAGCAAUAAAAACAAGGGAAAAAAAAGAAACACAAAUGUGAUGUUAACUAAAGUCAUUUAUGCUUAUUAGUGUGAUCAAAGGUCAGCAGAAAAGACACUGGUUAAUGAAGAGAGGUGAAAUAUUUGGUGGCAAUAUGCAAGAUGGCAGCGGCUGCUUUUUCGCUUCAAAAAUGCUCUUCAGAAUCUACGGGUAAUGUCACGGACACUAGGUCCAUAUUUUUUUACAGUCUAUGGGGUGUACUCAUUUAUGCUGUGCACUGUAUGUGUUUAUAUGUGAAUAAAAGUCUAAAAAAAAGA
Ctenopharyngodon idella (grass carp) is the source of this 10737-nucleotide messenger RNA. RefSeq lists its product as uncharacterized. NCBI's taxonomy places the organism in Eukaryota, Metazoa, Chordata, Actinopteri, Cypriniformes, Xenocyprididae. The transcript has 7 exons. The record is from RefSeq and is a predicted model, not a curated record. The coding region runs from base 820 to 2193 and encodes 457 amino acids.